Epinephelus fuscoguttatus (brown-marbled grouper) is the source of this 2074-nucleotide messenger RNA. RefSeq names its product neuronal vesicle trafficking-associated protein 1-like. The transcript is spliced from 5 exons. Gene Ontology annotation, biological process: endosomal transport; clathrin coat assembly; G protein-coupled dopamine receptor signaling pathway. Gene Ontology annotation, molecular function: clathrin light chain binding. The record is from RefSeq and is a predicted model, not a curated record. Lineage: Eukaryota; Metazoa; Chordata; Actinopteri; Perciformes; Serranidae. The coding region runs from base 332 to 889 and encodes 185 amino acids. Gene Ontology annotation, cellular component: endosome; membrane.
CAGAUUGUAACCCUAAAUCUCAGCUGCUAAUGGGCUCCAGCUCCUGGGUUUCCUGCCACUGAUCGGAUGUGUAUGGAUGUGAUGAGGAUGUUACAUCACUUGCAGUGCAGCCAGACGCCAGCAGCAGCAUCCAGCUCGGAGGUAACGCGGCGCACAAACCCAGCUGGCCAUAUUGUGCACCAGCUCUCCGCAAACCGGCUGCGUCACACCUAGAAAAAAAUCAAAAACGUACAGCAGCGCUGGAGCAAUAAAGUCCCCACAUCAGGAGAAAUACGCUGUUAUCAAAACGCUACUCGGCUGAGCUGGUUGGUGUGUUUUUUGUGCAGGGAAAAUGGUUAAACUGGGGAAUAAUUUCAGCGAGAAAAACAAUGGGAAGGUGGUUUCUGAAGACGGAUUUGACACCAUCCCUCUAAUAACACCAUUAGAUGCCAGUCAGCUGCAGUUUCCUCCACCAGAUAAGGUGGUGGUGAAGACAAAGGCAGACUAUGACGGUGACAGCAAGAAAGGAAAGCUACGGUCUCCCAAAAUCGCAGAGUUCUCAAUAAGCAUCAUCGAAGGUGUAUCUGAGCGACUCAAAGUGACCUUGCUGGUGAUCUGUGCCCUGGCCUUCCUUGUGUGUGUGGUGUUUCUGGUCGUCUACAAGGUCUACCAGUACGAGCAGCCUUGCCCCGACAGCUUCGUGUACACGCAAGGUCGCUGCAUGCCGGCUGGGAUGUAUGGCAACUACCCCCCUCAGGGCCCUGGGGGCCGCGGGCGCCUCUUUACCCUCAUCAACCACUACAACAUAGCCAAGCAGACCAUCACCCGGUCAGUAUCACCAUGGAUGACCAUUAUGUCUGAGGAAAAGGUCACCCAGCAGGAGACGGAGACUGCCCAGAAACUGGCUUAACCAACCUGGGAUCCAGGAGGUGGCCUCACCUGCUGCGGAUAUAAAUAAAUAAUACGGUUGUGCCAUUCAAGCAAACCUCAGAGUCCCAUGGCUUUCUGUGGGUGAAAAAUCAUCUUCUCUUGCCUGAGGUGCUCUGCUGCCUUGUUGAUGUAGUUUGGUCAGCUGAUGUGUACUGUAGCAGGAAAUCUGUGGAAAUUUUGAACAUGUUUUCAGCAAAGUGAGCCUCCCCCAUUGGGUGGAUUCAAGGUUUGUUUGAAUCGCAUAUGUUGUUAUUUAUUUACACUUCAAAACAGAGUGGCAAACUUGUAGAAGAAGCCACAGGAAUACAAACACAGACACACACUCACUGUCUUUGUACAUACACAUAUGUAACAGAACUCACUUUAGUACUCACAUUGUGAAACGACUGUGAACCAUCUCGUGUCUGCGUCGCUCGUUUUAACGCACAUGCACGCACGACUCUAAAAACAGUUUGAUUUGAACCUCUUUCUCAAAUACAUCAAGUACUGAUAGCGCAUGUCGGACCUUGUGAGGUCUAGCAAGUGGUAAAUCUCUCAUGAAGCGACAUUUGCAGCACAUUUGCCACUGAGGUCAUCUGUGUCAAAAUAUUUUACUGUCAUGAUAAUUGUGAAUAAAUGAGGCUUGACCUGGAGGAAACCUUUUAACCAGCGAAAAAAUAUAACUAUUUUAAUCGUGUUGUUUUGACGCAGCCCAUACUGCUCUCUGCAUUUAGUGCUGUUAAGGAGUUUUUAGUAUUUGAUGCAUCAAUUCUUUUUAACCAGCAUUAAUGAUUGUCUCCAUUCAUUUGAACUCUUUGUGAACACCAUGUGCUUUUCUUUGCUGACCACUUAAUGGUUACUUUUCAUAGCAUACAUUUUAUGCUACUGUACUGAAUGUUUUUGCAUUGCUAGUGAAGACACUGUAUUGUGCAAUGCUUUGCAUUAAUUAAUGUCAUCACCGAUGGCUGUUGGCAGCCAUCACAGAUACUAGACUUAGGUUGUUGUAGUGGAACAAUCUGAAAGUAGUCGCUUGUCCUGUUGCUUUUUUCUGUAUUUGUCAUUUAACUUAAACCUGUCACAAAUUAUGUACCUUUUUCAAACAAUGUAAUGAUUACCAUUGAAGUGCAUUUGCUACAUAAAAAUGUUCAAUGAAAAACUGAAAUAAAGUGCCCACAUUUCACACCAA